AUGACUAGUGAAAAUAAUUUAGUUUUGUGUUAUAAUCGAGGCUGUGGUCAAAAAUUUGAUCCAAAUACAAACACAGAAAGUUCAUGUACUCACCAUCCCGGUAACCCAUUUUUCCAUGAUGCCUAUAAAGGGUGGUCUUGUUGUAAUAAAAAAUGUACAGACUUUACGGAAUUCUUAAAUAUUAAAGGCUGUACGGUUGCCUGCCAUUCAAAUGUAAAACCGCCAGAACCGGUAAAACAAGAAGUUGAUCAAAAAUUAUUGGAUAGUGCGAAUGAAUCAAAACCUGUACCAAAACCUAUAGUUGCAUCGGCACUUAAACGUCCUAAUUUUGAUUCGCCUCUAACAGUUAUGCAGCCACAAAUAGCAGCAUCAUUAAAGCAAGAAAUAGAAAAAAGAACGAAAACGAGUUCAAACGUAACAAGUUCUUCGAACCAAGAAACUGAUAACGGAAUAAAAAUUAAUACACCGUGUAAAAAUAGUGGUUGUAAUGCUACAUACCAAGGUCCAGAUAGUGAUUUAGAAUCAUGUGUUCAUCAUCCUGGCUAUCCUGUAUUUCAUGAGGGUUUAAAAUUUUGGUCUUGUUGUACAAAACGAACAUCAGAUUUUAAUGCAUUCUUAAACCAAGCUGGAUGUGAAACUACGAAACACGUUUGGAGUAAAGAGGACGAUCAAGUAAAGGAUACAUCUGUAAAAUGUCGAUGGGAUUGGCAUCAAACCGGCACACAUGUCAUUGUUACCAUUUAUGCCAAACAAUACUGCCCUACUAGAAGUACUGUUAAAUUAAAUCCAAUUCGAUUAGCUUUAAAUCUUAUAUUCCCCCAACAAUCAGAUGCUGAAUUUAAUCUCGAUUUAGAAUUACGAGGUAUAAUAGACGUCACUGCCAGUAAAGUACAAAUGUUUGGAACAAAAGUGGAGGUAAGCCUUAAAAAAGCGGAACCAGGUAGUUGGGCGAAAUUAGAUUUUCCACGAGAAGUUAUUAAACCACCAACGGAAAUUAUUGAACCUCCUAAACCAAAACCAAAAGUUGAGGAAAUUACACCAGAAUUGGAUGCUGUGGAUUUAAGUGAUUUAUAAAAUGGUGCUAAUAAAAUUUACUAUAAUGCACACAAUAUAAUAUGGUGUAAUCUUUUAUAUUUGU
Messenger RNA from Chrysoperla carnea, 1138 nucleotides. It is a transcript of the gene mora, whose product is annotated as cysteine and histidine-rich domain-containing protein. The coding region runs from base 1 to 1074 and encodes 357 amino acids. Lineage: Eukaryota; Metazoa; Arthropoda; Insecta; Neuroptera; Chrysopidae. The transcript has 5 exons. The record is from RefSeq and is a predicted model, not a curated record.